Messenger RNA from Gastrolobium bilobum, 1337 nucleotides. Its product is annotated as serine/threonine-protein kinase SRK2A-like. The record is from RefSeq and is a predicted model, not a curated record. Gene Ontology annotation, molecular function: protein serine/threonine kinase activity; ATP binding. Gene Ontology annotation, biological process: protein phosphorylation; intracellular signal transduction. Lineage: Eukaryota; Viridiplantae; Streptophyta; Magnoliopsida; Fabales; Fabaceae. Bases 25 to 1083 code for a protein of 352 amino acids. The transcript is spliced from 9 exons.
UGUUGAUUCGGUGGCAAGCUAGAAAUGGAGAAGUACGAGCUGGUGAAGGAUAUAGGAUCUGGGAAUUUCGGUGUGGCUAGGCUCAUGCGCCACAAAGAGACCAAGGAACUCGUUGCCAUGAAAUACAUUGAAAGGGGUCACAAGAUUGAUGAGAAUGUUGCAAGGGAAAUCAUAAACCAUAGAAGUCUUCGCCAUCCGAAUAUUAUUCGGUUCAAGGAGUUGGUUUUGACUCCUACUCAUCUUGGAAUAGUUAUGGAGUAUGCAGCAGGUGGAGAGCUCUUUGAGCGAAUUUGCAAUGCUGGAAGAUUCAGCGAAGAUGAGGCUCGAUAUUUCUUCCAGCAGCUCAUCUCAGGAGUUAGCUACUGUCAUUCCAUGCAAAUCUGCCAUCGAGACCUGAAGCUAGAGAACACCUUAUUGGAUGGCAGCCCUGCCCCUCGUCUCAAAAUUUGUGAUUUUGGUUAUUCUAAGUCAUCUCUGCUUCAUUCUAGGCCCAAGUCAACAGUGGGAACUCCAGCCUAUAUUGCACCAGAAGUUCUUUCCCGCAGGGAAUAUGAUGGAAAGUUGGCAGAUGUAUGGUCAUGUGGAGUGACUCUUUAUGUAAUGCUGGUGGGAGCAUACCCAUUUGAGGACCAAGAGGAUCCCAAAAAUUUCAGGAAAACCAUCAAUCGAAUUAUGGCUGUUCAAUACAAGAUCCCAGACUAUGUUCACAUAUCUCAAGACUGUAGAAAUCUGCUAUCUCGCAUUUUUGUGGCAAAUCCAGCUAGGAGAAUCACCAUUAAGGAAAUCAAGUCCCACCCAUGGUUUUUAAAGAACUUGCCUAGAGAAUUGACAGAAGUGGCUCAAGCUGUCUACUACAGAAAAGAAAACCCUACCUUUUCUCUUCAGAGUAUAGAAGACAUCAUGAAUAUUGUCGAGGAGGCCAAAGCUCAACCUCAAGCAUCUAGGUCAAUUGGAGGGUUUGGCUGGGGAGGGGUGGAAGAAGAAGAUGAAACAAAAGAAGAAGCAGAGGCUGAGGGGGAAGAAGAUGAGUAUGAAAAGAGAGUCAAGGAGGCACAGGCUAGCGGAGAAUUUCAUGUCAGUUAAAAACUGCUGUAGAUAGAGCAAUAGAUUCUUGGUUGUUAAGUUCAACUAAGGUGGGAGGGUUUUGCUCGUAUGUAUAAAAUUCAGUUAUCUGCAUAGGACAUAUAGUUGAAUUAUUGGCUGUACAUUUUUUUAAUAUUGUCCAUGGUUGUUAUCUGUGACCAUUUUAUAAGUAUCAAGUUGCCUUUUUGCUCUCUACCCCCCUUGUGUCCAUCUCUCUCCCAGGCAGGGAUUUAGGGACAUAGUCUUUCCAUAUA